Molecule: messenger RNA, 393 nt
Organism: Lactuca virosa
Lineage: Eukaryota; Viridiplantae; Streptophyta; Magnoliopsida; Asterales; Asteraceae
Source: the annotation of a GenBank genome assembly
AUGCUUACAGUGUAUCUACCUUUUGAUGAUAGAAACCUAGCUUUGAUUUAUCAGAAGAUUUGCAAAGGGGAUGUGCGAAUGCAUAAAUGGAUGACUCCAGGAGCACAGAGUCUUAUAAAGAGAAUUCUUGAUCCAAACCCGAAAAGGAUAACAAUGGCAGAUAUUAAAGUAGAUGAAUGGUUUAAACAAGAUUACACUCUUGCAAAACCUAAUGAAGAUGAAGUUUUGUCAAUACAAGAGAAUCGUGUUCAUACACCUGGUUUACUUCCUUCCAAUUUGUCCGAUCAAUCUCAUAGUCCCAUUUCGGAGAACAAUGUUAUCGCGAUUGAGAUGUGUUUGAGGUUGAAUGGUGAUGUUGCUCAACAACCGGAUUAUUCACGCAGUGUUCGUUAG